Messenger RNA from Esox lucius (northern pike), 2608 nucleotides. RefSeq names its product patatin-like phospholipase domain containing 4 (gene pnpla4). Gene Ontology annotation, biological process: lipid homeostasis; triglyceride catabolic process. Gene Ontology annotation, cellular component: cytoplasm; lipid droplet; membrane. The record is from RefSeq and is a predicted model, not a curated record. Gene Ontology annotation, molecular function: triacylglycerol lipase activity; retinyl-palmitate esterase activity. NCBI's taxonomy places the organism in Eukaryota, Metazoa, Chordata, Actinopteri, Esociformes, Esocidae. Bases 93 to 860 code for a protein of 255 amino acids. The transcript is spliced from 7 exons.
GCACUGGAUGCCGCGUGUCGUCAUAAAAAUGAAUCGACCCAAGUGCAGAAUAAGCAGUUCAAGUUGACAACUCUUGUCCCUAAACGGACAGGAUGUCAGUGCAAGCAGUGAACCUGUCGUUUGCGGCUUGCGGAUUCCUGGGCAUCUACCAGCUGGGCGCUUGUGGAGCCAUUCUGAGGCACGGAGACAAGCUUCUGGGCUCCCUCAGAGCAUGUGCCGGGGCAUCUGCUGGAGCUCUGGUGGCGGCAAUGGUAGUCACUGCUCCAGAGAAGCUAGAGAGAGUCAAAGAAUUUACCUUGAGAUUUGCCAAAGAUGUCAGAAGCCAGAGGCUAGGUGCUGUAACACCUGGAUAUGACUUCAUGCUUACACUCAGGGAUGGCAUCGAGGAGUUUCUGCCCAGCAAUGCCCACAGCAUAGCAGGAGACCGCCUUCACAUCUCUAUAACACAUUCGAAAAGCGGCAAGAACAGCAUUGUGUCACACUUUGCCUCUAGGGAGGACCUCAUAAAGGUACUCCUGGCCAGUAGUUUUGUGCCUGUCUAUGCUGGAAUCAAACCAGUGGAAUGGAAAGGCAAGAAAUGGAUUGACGGGGGCUUUACGGACGGCCUCCCUGUGCUGCCGGAGGGGCGUACAGUCACAGUGUCACCAUUCGCUGGUCACCAAGACAUCUGCCCAAAACACAGAGGACUGUUGAACCUCCACCUCCGACUGGCCAACAUGGGCGUCAUGCUUUCCAAGGAGAACAUCGUUAGGUUGAACCAGUCCUUAUUUCCUCCCCCAGAGGCAAGGAUGCUCCAGUACUGUGAAGAGGGCCAUGAAGAUGCAAUGACAUUUCUGAAGAAAGAAAACUGGAUUCAGUAGGCUUAUAUUUCAGUACCUAGAACUUUUUAUUUUCCAUUGUGUUUCUACAUUUAAAAAACAUUACAGUUAUUAUAUAUUUUUUUAAAUGGAAUAGAUGGUUUUAAAAAAAUAAACCAUUAAAUAAUGAGCUUGUCAAGUUUAUGAUUUGCUCUUUACACAUUACCCAUAAAAAGACCAUACCUUCAACUCUACAAUCUGGAAAGACAUGGAAAUAACAGCCAACUGCAUAUGCUUUUCAAUCUCUCUCAUUUGGGAUAGCUAGGCCUAGAUGGAAUUCCUUGAUUGAAAUCAGUCUUGUUUGAACAUGCCUCACCAUCAAUUUUCAGCAGCCAUCCAUUACUCCUUAGCAAAUGGUGGCAGGAGGAGCGGAAAUCAGCAGGCUACUUCUCAGAAGUACAUAACAUGCAGCAGCGUCACGUAACCUAGCCGAGGUCCUUCAGCUCCUCAGGGACAAGAAUGGAGUGCCCCUUUGAUGUGUUACCAUAGAAAUGGCUGUUAGAACGCAGCACGAUCUUCUCUGCUCCUGAGAAACCAUUUGACUUCCUCCGGUCCUCGGGUAUUGACUUGAGAAAUGUGCUGUGUUCAGGAUCAUUUUCUGGUGGUUGAACUCACACACGCACACACACACGCACACACACACGCACACACCUCCCUCAGGUAAGCUCCGGAUCUUCAGGGGGUAUUGCUGAUAUGUAUUUGCAAAUAUAAUAUUAUUACACGACAGGGCUUAAUUACAAUCACAACGUUCUCAGCCGAUGUGACUGGUAAUAGUACAGUCGUCCGAAAAAGACAUAAGAUGAAUAAUAUGAAUGUAAUAACGUGUUUGUAUAUUAUGGAGAACAGUUUGUACUGGCAAAUGGUAAUGCAUCUUUCAGAGACGUGGUAUCUUGUGCCACAGGGUUUUUGAUAUUUGGACCUUUCUUGUCCUUGAUCUAUAUCAUUGACUGUGCUGCAGUCUUCUGUCUUUUCUUUUCUUUUCUUUUCCUUCCCUUUUGCCAGUGAUACCAGUAGGAAUUUCUGAAAUAAGAAUUUUUAUUUAUUUAUCAAUGAAGCCAAUAUAGGCGUGGCCCCGUAUUCUCACAGACCAAUUUUUGCUGAAGGGUUCAGUCCAGAGACAACAACAUUCCCAUCUGCCAAAAACAAUUAAGGAAAUAAAAAAUGAGUGGAAUAUGAAAUAACCGAAGGAAUUAAAUACAAAGGAAUACUAAAAAAAGAAUCACUACAUUAAAGUUUUUUUUAUACCUACAAACCCCCCGCCCAUCUCCACUCCACUCACAAGCUCAAGUUAAGGGCUUAUCGAUGCAUAUAACAUAUCAUGUAUAACCCAUAUUUUGUUUUCACAUUUGUUAGUUACAUUUUAUUAAUCUACAUCAUCUCAAUAUUUGCUAAUUACCUGUUUACAUUAUUAGUUGCAUCAAUUCAUAAACUAAUCAAGUUAAACUCCAUACAUGAAUAUAAAAUAAUGUACAUGCUCAAAGUACCAUUUCUGAUUGUCAAACAUGGUUGUCUGACAACAUCUCAUUAAGUCUUUUUUCUGAUGUACAUUACUGAUUACUGAUUAAUUGUCAAAUUGUCAAGUUGAUUCUGAGGACAUUUAGUUGAAUUAACACUAAAUUGGAAAGAUUUACUUCAUACUUCCAAGUUAUGUCAUCAGAAAGAUUGGUGGUUUCUGUGUCGGUAUAUAUAUCUUUCAAAUAAUUACUUGUCAAACUAAAUAAAUGUGCAACACUCCCUCUAAUUAUAUUAAA